Molecule: messenger RNA, 945 nt
Organism: Arthroderma uncinatum
Lineage: Eukaryota; Fungi; Ascomycota; Eurotiomycetes; Onygenales; Arthrodermataceae
Exons: 4
Coding region: 1-945 (314 amino acids)
Biological process (GO): mitochondrial respiratory chain complex IV assembly
Cellular component (GO): membrane; mitochondrion
Source: RefSeq, a predicted model, not a curated record
AUGAACGCAGCAGCUCUCUCCGUACGGCGGUUUGCGCUGGCCUCUAUACGAACGCGGACGGCGCAGUCUACGAGUCGGAUACAGACACAGUCUCUACGAUGCUCGAGAUUUCAGGUUCGACAGGCUCACACGCCGGCAGAGGACCCCAAUUGGACGUCGAUCGUGGAUAACCCUGCCAGGCUGGUGCGGACAGGAGGGAAGCACGGAUAUGGGUUGAUUAUACUAGCGAUCAUCCCUAUCACAGCAUUUGCUCUGGGUACAUGGCAGGUGCAGCGCCUCGACUGGAAAUCCGAUUUGAUCGCAAAGUACGAGGACCGUCUGAUCAAACCACCGCUGCCCUUACCGCCCGUCGUCGACCCCGAUUCUGUGGGUGACUUCGAAUAUCGAAGGGUGUAUGCAAAGGGCCGCCUUAGACACGACAAAGAGAUGUUGAUUGGACCCCGCAUGCAUGAAGGAAAGGAUGGAUAUUUGGUCGUCACGCCACUGGAGAGAGGGGAGGGUGAAAGCACAAUCCUUGUAAACCGCGGUUGGGUUGCAAAGACGCUCGAGAAACAGUCUGACCGGACGGAGGGCCUGCCGCAGGAGGAGGUUGUCAUCGAAGGGCUGCUGCGGUCACCGUGGAAGAAGAACAUGUUCACCCCCGACAACAAGCCAGAAGAAGGAAAGUUUUACUUCCCGGACGUCAAACAGAUGGCGGAACUGACGGGAAGUCAGCCGGUCUGGAUCGAGGAAACAAUGGUACAGGACCUUUUGAGCAUGUACAACAGAGAAGACAAGGGUAUACCCAUCGGCCGUGCUGCGGAGGUACACCUCCGUAACAAUCAUGCGCAGUACAUCUUCACCUGGUACGGUCUUUCGCUAGCCACCACCAUUAUGCUGGGGAUGGUGAUUAAGAAACGGCCAAACGAAGCGGUUCGACGCAUCCGUCAGAAUAAGAACUGGUAA